AUGUCGAGAAUCCUCAUCCUAGGAGCAACGGGAUAUCUAGGCAAGCACGUAGCCCACAGGCUCGUCCAGUCAGGCCAACACACAGUCUACGGCGUGGCACGUUCGCAGGAGAAAGCAGCCCAGCUCGCCCGACAGGAGAUAAUACCCGUUCUCUGCAGCAAUCCGGUCGAAGAUCCAGAGCCUUUCCUCCACAACGUGAUGCUUAUCGGUCAGGAACGGCAGAAGGAAUACGGGCGUCACGGCGUGAAAGGACCAAAGCUUGGCUUCAUCUACUGCUCCGGGACCUGGGUGCACGGCUCGUCUUCCCGAGCCGUUAACGACCUCUCCGUCGUAGAUCUGGCACCCUCACCUGCCCCGGAGCUAGUUGCCUGGCGUCGUGAUCUCGAAAAGCAGAUACUAAACGCGACCGAGGUGCUGGAUGUGAUGAUUCUCCGGCCCGCGUUGAUUUAUGGCAGGGAACUGACGAUCUGGUCGUCUUUUGUUACGCCGCUUCUCAACGCAGCGAGGGGUGGAGAGAAGACGUCGAUUGAGAUCCCUUUGGAGGCGGAUGCAAGGCCAGGUCUGGUACAUGUCGACGACGUAGCACGAGCCUUCCAGUGCGCUAUUGCGAAGCUCCCUUGCGUCUCCGGAACGGGUGUAUACCCUGUUUUUGACCUGGUCACGAGCCAGGAGGGCAUGCGCGAGAUCUUCGAAUCUAUGGCUGUAAGCCUGGGUUUCAAAGGGACGGUGACGCUGAAGGGUGCUGGCGGGGACAAGUUUGCUAAAGCAAUGAGUACGACGUUCCGGGGCUCUUCUGCGCGGGCUGAGCAACUUCUUGGCUGGAGGCCGAGAAGGUUAGGCGGGUUUGUCAAGCACAUGAAUGUUUAUGCGGCUGCGUUUGCGGCACAGUGA
Molecule: messenger RNA, 891 nt
Organism: Aspergillus fischeri NRRL 181
Lineage: Eukaryota; Fungi; Ascomycota; Eurotiomycetes; Eurotiales; Aspergillaceae
Product: NAD-dependent epimerase/dehydratase family protein
Exons: 2
Coding region: 1-891 (296 amino acids)
Source: RefSeq, a predicted model, not a curated record